Molecule: messenger RNA, 3537 nt
Organism: Strongylocentrotus purpuratus (purple sea urchin)
Lineage: Eukaryota; Metazoa; Echinodermata; Echinoidea; Camarodonta; Strongylocentrotidae
Exons: 7
Coding region: 44-3415 (1123 amino acids)
Biological process (GO): signal transduction
Molecular function (GO): protein binding
Source: RefSeq, a predicted model, not a curated record
AUUGUUUUUCUUUUCUUUAAUAACACAGUAUCCUGAUGUCAUCAUGCCUGUGUCUCUUGGUGAAUGGCGUGUCAGGAUCGGCACGUUCAUGCGCCGUCGUAGGAAAGAAUAUGACUACCACUACUUUUGGAGGAAACUUCACAACUUAAUUAAAAGAAACAAGAAUGCUGAGCAACCAAGAGAAGACAACAAUCCUGAGUGUAACAUUUCAUCUCGCACUGGCUCUUCAUCAGAUGCGAAACGAUCUCCAAGCAACACUGCCCGUCAGUCUGCGUCUUCUUGCAAUGCCAACCUUAACAUCAAUCAAACAGGGCCCUCAUGUGAUGUCAACAAUGACAGAGGUAACGCCAAUUCUCCGACUCUCUCACAAUUUGACGUUCCAGAGUGUAAUACGAAGUGUGGAUCCCCAUGCGAUUCAAACAACCCCGGUCAUAACGAUGUCUCUCACUCUGAGUAUCCGUCUGCUGAAAACAGUGGUUCUUCAAUUGAGAAAAAGACCAACCCUGUCCUGGAUACCACUGAAGUGAAAAUUCCAGUUCUCCAACCCUGUGUAGAAGACGAACUGGACAAUAGAAACAUAUCCAUUAGUCUGAUGUCGUAUGAAUACACCCCUAAAUCCGAUCAAAUAAGUAAAAAAGACAAACCUAAAGUUGGCACAUCAGAGUCGUACUCAGACGUUCCUGGGGAGAUAGGUCGGAUCAAACUAGAUGAGGAGGAAACAUCAGACUCUAGACCGUCGGGGAAAGAGGACCAAACAACGGACCUAUCACCUAAACCCAGGAUACAUACAACGAGAAACACCGACCAAAGAACAUCAUCUAUCAGGGAAGUAACGGAGAAUCACGGAUCACCGACCUAUCCGAUCCCCCUGUCAGGGACAUCCAUCGGUGAAGCAGAUGCAAUCAAAGGGAAUGACUGUCCAGACAUGGCCACCAUACUCCUAUUGAGAUCCGGUGACGUAGAACGAAACCCUGGUCCAAAUAAUAACCCUGGAAGUCUGGGCGAGCUCGAGCUCUAUCUCCUUGCCGACGGUAUAGAUCCCUCAGAUUUCAGGAAGGUCGGACUAGCUUUAGGAUUCCCUGAGGCUAAACUAAGUCAGUUUGAGAAAGACAAGCUGGGCAACUCCAUGCAAGCUACCUAUCAGAUGCUUUACGAAUGGCGGAAGACAGUACCUGAAAGCGAGGCGAGGGAGAUACUAGUCAACAAGUUAGAAAGCAUUAAGCUAGUUCAACUUGCUGAUAGUGUACGGAAAGGUCAGGUUGGUGAUCACAUACCGUCCAUGACAGAGGAGGAAAUCCAACGGGUGGCUGAAGAGGUCAAACACUAUUUGGCUAUUCAUAUCUGUCAGAUUCAAGUCGAUCCACUGAACAAUGAAGUUGUACUUGAAUUUAAACGUAUCUUCACCAAUCUAACGUUGAUGAAAGAAGACAAAGGUUCAAAACUCAAUACACCGCUUCUCUAUGACGACCUCCUCAGGACCAAAGUCAACGGAAUCUAUCCUAAACGCUUGUUGGUAGAAGGUGAAGGUGGUGUAGGGAAGACCACUUUUUGCGCAAAGAUCGCUUGGGAUUGGAUCCACGGAAUAGGCUACCAAGAUUUCAAACUGGUUCUUGUCAUCCUACUUCGCGAGGCAGGGGCCAAAACGGUUGGAGAGAUAGUGAAGUCAUACCUUUCUGACAACAAUCCCGUCACAGCCAAACAGCUAGACAAGCACAUCCUCUCAAAUUCGGAUGAUGUCUUUCUUGUCCUGGACGGUCUAGAUGAAUUUGCUGUCGAUCUUGACAGCAAUCAACAAAUCGCCCUGAUCACUCUCUAUCGUCUGUUCAAGUCAGGGACAGUACUAAUCACAUCGCGACAAUGGAGAUCAGAUGAGAUUAGGAAGAAUGACUAUCUUAGAAGGGAGUUUGCUUUCAUUGCUGUAGAAGGUUUCUCUGCUGAAAACCUCUCUUCUUACAUCACCAAGUUCUUUCAUCCAGACACAGCUUCCUCUGAAAAUCUGUGCCAAUUCAUAUCAAAUAACGAUGUGAUCGGAGAGAACAUGGCUCCCUACCCCAUAUACACAGCCAUGCUGUGCAUUAUGUGGAAAGAGUUUGAUGGAGAGCGCCGAGAGGCAAUGUCCAUGCUGCAAACAUUUUCCCAGCUCUUCAAUCAAAUGAUUGAAUUUUUGGUUGAUCAUUACCUAUCGAAACACAUUCCAUCUUCAGGUAUUGAUGAAGGCAAAUUAAGGGAGAAUCGCUCAGAUAUUCGUGAUCACCUGCUUCAGAUUGGCCGCAUUGCCUUCCAGGGACUUCUGUUGAGACAGUUAGUAUUCACAGAAGAAGAGUUUCAACGCUGUCCAGAGUCUAUAGAUGUAGGUUGCAAAGUUGGUGUACUCACCAGAGAGAAGAAAGUUCUUCCGAGGCGAGAAAGAAGAAAUGAUCGGAAUUUAGCAGUCCAAUCGGUGCAGUUCCCUCAUAAGCUCUUCCAGGAAUAUCUAUCAGGAAUGUAUCUUGCAUAUCUUUACAACUCAAACCGUAAUAAGUAUGACAGGUUGAUAGCGAAUAUCAUACCGGAAGCAGAUGAGUACCGGUACCUACUCUACAUCACAUCGGCCCAGCAGAAGGGGGUCGGCUUGGAUAUCGUAUCUCGUCUCAUAGCUGCGUCACAAACAAACAACCCAUAUGAUGAUGACUUCAUCGUAGAUGUAGCAUACGAGAGCCAAGACCAAGCAGUGGCCAAAGUAGUUGCGGAUCAUCUAUCGACUACCGUAACGUCCAGGAAGUGUGCGUCCAGGAAGACACUGGAGAUCACUAAGAAGAUGCAGGCACACACAGUAUCAGGGCAUAUCUUCAUAAUGAAUCAACGUGAAGUGGAUCACCUGAGUAUAGAGAAGCCAUGUGGACGGACGGCUUCAGAGGACCAGGCUGAAUUCAUCUGCUCAUCACGAUCACCGAAAUCUGUGACGAUCGCUAGUACUAUGCAUGAUAUAUUCUACUCGGUGCUUGCGAAUAAAGCAGGCGAUUCCAAGAUUGAGACUCUUAACAUCUAUUCUUUGGAUCUCAGUAAACGUCCCUCUGCAUCACGUGAUCUCGCUCAGUUCAUCUGUAAGAUGCCUCAUUUGGAGCGCCUGUCACACGGUAAACAAGGCUGCAGUGAAUACAGGCUCAAUGUCUUGCUACACGAUGACUUCUACUCAACAUCUUCGUCGAUAGCGUCAUCUACAAAGAUUGAGACUCUUGACAUCAAGUCUUUGGAUCUCAGUGAACGUCCCUCUGCAUCACGUGAUCUCGCUCAGUUCAUCUGUAAGAUGCCUCAUUUGAAGUACCUCUUUCUCGGUAAGGAAGACAACCCUGACUGCGGACCCAAGGUCUGUCUACACGAUGACUUCUACUCUACAUCUUCGUCGAUAGCGUCAUCUGCAAAGGUAUCGAUUUGAUCAUAUAUUUUAAGACUUUUAGCAAAUCACUACAUUUUGUUAUACUUGAAGUGUACCCCUAUCUUUCACACCUUUAAGAGGAAGCAGGUAGGAAAGUUAAACGUUUCAUGAAGUGGAUGCAA